AUGAACGAUUCUCAGAGCGACCAGCUGAAAACGGGUCUGCCCGCUUCAACGGGGACAGCCAAGGCGGGCACACGAAAGAAGAUCCGACCCACCUAUUCAUGCCUAAAUUGUCACAAACGCAAAGUGAAGGUAUCGUGUCGUAGCCGCCAGCGUGCAAGAGUGAAGCCAUGCGGCGCCUGUUGUCUGCGAGGAACUCCGUCCGAGUGUGAAUAUGGCACCAGCAAGCGAGACCGCCACUACAUCCAGCAGUCGGCUCUGAUCGAGAAUCUGAUGCAGACAUGUGAGAACCUGAAGAAGCAACUGGCCGAGGCACGCGCCUUGGCCAAUCUUCCGCCCGUCAAAGACGAGGACUCGUUCUCAGCCUUGUCGCCGAACAACCUCGCAGUGGCCCGUUCCGAGAAGACGACCGUGGACGAGGAGGACGGAGAGGAGGAAAUCUCCAACCCUCGAGAUUCCUCGGACACCAAGAGAUCACCCGGCGAUUCUGAUGAACUGGUCUCUGAAAAUCCCGACAGAAUUGCCCCGUGGAAACCCUAUCAGUCGUUUCGGUCACUCUCGGAGGACAAACGGCUCCUGACGGACCCAGCGCUUGCAAGUUCGCUGGUAGAAUUGUUCGUCGAGCGUCUCAUUGACAACUUCAGCCCGCAGCCAGCCGCCAUCUACGGCGGCACGAUUGCUCUCCGCGAGGCAUCUGGGAUGCGAGUCCUGUCGCCGAUUCUAUGUACCGCAUUCGAGGCUGCAUCCUUGACAUUUGCCGGCCGAAGUGACCAGAUUCGAGAGGUGGAAGCCGUGGGACAUACGCGCUACGUUCGGGUUCUCCGGUUACUGCAAAAUGCCCUGAACGAUCCCAAACAGAGCAAGUCGACGGAAGUCAUGGUUGUGGUCUUAUUGUUCACCAUCAUCGAGGCCUUUAAACAAAGCUCAAAAGACUCCUUGUUGAAGCAUCAACUGGGUGGAUUGCAAUUGCUGCAGUCGCGGACGCCGUACCGACAUCGGUAUGGAAUCGAUCGGUCGCUCUACGUCGAUCUUCGAUUAUACUGGGUGACUGCUGCGCUCGUCCAGCGAAAACCCACCUUCCUGGCAAGCAAGGAGUGGCUGACCGUUCCGUGGCCCGGAGACGCUCCGUCCAAGGAUAUCCUUCAUCGACUGCUGGACAUCGCCGUGGAUAUCCCCGCGUACCUGGGGCAGAUCGACGACUUCGCGGCGGCCUUACGGUCCGACACCGCCCCUUCAACCGCGCUCGUCGCGAUGCAGUCCGCCAUCUGGGACCGCGCCGCGGAACUGCACUCGCGUCUGAACCUGUGGAAGAGCAUGUUCGCCGACACAUACCCUCGCGGCCGAGCCUGGGAGGAGGAGCCCGAGACCGAGCGCGAAACCGAGACCGACCGCCGCUUCCCGACCUUCAAGUGCCGGAAUCCCGCGACGAUGGACCUGGUGACGGCCAAGCUGCUGGCGUACCCAGACCUCCUGUCCGCGACGUGCAUGACCUACUACUGGGCGCUGCAGCUGAUCGUGUCGACGACGGACAGCCGGCUGGCGGGCGGGCUGGGUCUGCAGGAGCGGUACCAGUAUGCGUGCAACAUCUGCCGCAGCAUGAAGUACUACGUUGAGAAUAUCCCGGGGUGUCUGGUGUCGCGCAUCAUGUUUGUGCUGCGGACGGCCUUUGAUGCCUUUGCCGAGGGGAUGGUCGAGAAGCAGUUCGUCACCGAUGUGUUCCGGCACAUCGCGGACAAGUUUCACUUUACUGUUUUUGCGAAUCAGUGCGCGUCGUCCUCGAUUAGGAGUUGA
Aspergillus thermomutatus is the source of this 1788-nucleotide messenger RNA. RefSeq names its product Zn(II)2Cys6 transcription factor. NCBI's taxonomy places the organism in Eukaryota, Fungi, Ascomycota, Eurotiomycetes, Eurotiales, Aspergillaceae. The record is from RefSeq and is a predicted model, not a curated record. Gene Ontology annotation, biological process: regulation of DNA-templated transcription. The transcript is spliced from 5 exons. Gene Ontology annotation, molecular function: DNA-binding transcription factor activity, RNA polymerase II-specific; zinc ion binding. The coding region runs from base 1 to 1788 and encodes 595 amino acids.